This is a messenger RNA of Meleagris gallopavo (turkey), 1342 nucleotides long. The record is from RefSeq and is a predicted model, not a curated record. NCBI's taxonomy places the organism in Eukaryota, Metazoa, Chordata, Aves, Galliformes, Phasianidae.
CCAUCCCCUCCUCCCAUCUCCCCUUGGCAGGCAGCCCCUGCCACACAGACCGUGCCCACAGUGUGCCUGGCAGAUGGGGCACCCCUUUCUCGCAGCCUGUAAGAGCAGAGAAAACCUUUCGGAGCUGCAGGACAAGUGAUAUUUUUGGCUCAGCUCACGGAUCGAUUCCUGCCCUCUCUUUCCCUGCCACUUGCAGGAAGGACUCCCCGAGUGAGGAUGUAGAGUGCAGCUUUUAAAGACGUGGAGCAGGGCGCUGCAGCCUCCCAUGCAUCAGGGCUCAACAAAACACAAGAGAACAGCACCUGAAAUGAUCUUGAAGGAAUGAUCAUCUAUUAAUUUCACAAACAAAGCACGAUGCACCCAACAUGCAAGUGAUUGCACAUGGAAACAAGUUACACAUCACAAGGGGGAAGCCAAGCACAAGUCUUGCUAGUUACAGUCUCUGCGUACAGAGCUCUGAAGGAGACUCAGGAAAAAAAGCACGAGCAUGACAGAGAAGGAGAUGACCAUGCUGAUCACAGUAUCAUCCUCCAUCCAGCCCACUCCCGUCCGCCACCAUGCAUCUCCCCCUCCCACCCUCCCAAAGCCCAAGAAGGACAACCUGCGGCUCCAGCAGCUGCUGAAGAAGGCUGCCAAGAAGAAUGCCAUGCUAGCUGCAGAGCAAGCUAAGUCUUUCCGGUCCAACCUCUCCCCAGUGAAUGAGGCCAGCUCUGACCUAGAACGCAGUGAGAAUGUUCCCCCAGCAGAGCCCCCCAAAGCAGCAGCACCUGGCCCCACCAGCCUCCCAGUGCACCUCUCCAUCAAGCCUAUCACGCACCAUCGUGUGCCCUCCCCUUUGCGCAAGAGCAAGCCCUUUGUGUUGAAGGUUACUGAGCAGAGACGCAUUGCUGAGCACCUCAGACUCACCACCCCCACAGCUGAGUCCCCACUGCAUGAGCCAGCACACCCAGCAAGGAAGGGACACCAGAGGCCACCUAUAUCACCAAGGUACACACUUAUUUCCGCAGCGUCAAGGCACCGAGAGCCAAGACACCAACAUCAUAUCAGACCCAAAGCCACAAAGAUGUGGGAUGCCAUUUUAUACCAGAUGACAGUCAACAAGGAGAGGAAGCAGCAAGCAGAAGAGAAGAAAGCACAGAAGGAAGAAGGCUUCUUUCUUCCCCGCCGUUUACCCAUCUUUCUGCAUAAGCCACGCUUCGAUGCCCGGAAACUGAGAGAGCUGGCUGCCAAACCCAUGUCAAAGAUCACCACUGUGUUUGAGGUAGGCCGAUACGGAUCCAGGACAGACAAGGAGCACACCAAGAGCUUUAACAGAACAGCAUCAGGAUGGUCAGUGAACUGA